UAUCACUCAGGGGGCCGAAACACGCGCAACAACGGACAACCCCACAGGACCGGGGGGUGCUUCUCGUGUCUCGGGAGGAAGGGACGAUAUUCGCUCCCUAUCCACUGAGCAACGCUGGAUCCCUCCUUCAACUGUUAGACGCGAUGCACUCACCCCAGAAAGCAGAAAUGAUCUCAUCUUUAGAAAGGUGCGGGGUAUUCUUAAUAAGCUUACGCCGGAAAAGUUCGCAAAGCUGAGCAACGACCUGCUCAACGUUGAGCUUAAUUCUGAUGUGAUUCUUAAAGGUGUCAUUUUCUUGAUUUUUGAAAAAGCACUUGAUGAACCCAAGUACAGUUCUAUGUACGCACAGCUGUGCAAACGGCUGUCUGACGAAGCUGCAAACUUUGAACCACGAAAAGCUCUUAUUGAAAGUCAAAAAGGCCAAAGCACAUUUACACUUCUCCUUCUUAACAAGUGCAAAGACGAAUUUGAAAAUCGUUCAAAGGCAAGUGAGGCAUUCGAAAAUCAGGAUGAACUCGGCCCAGAGGAAGAGGAACGCCGACAGGUGGCUAAGCGUAAAAUGCUUGGCAACAUCAAAUUCAUCGGAGAGUUGGGAAAGCUGGGAAUCGUAUCGGAACCGAUUUUACAUCGUUGCAUCCAGCAAUUACUGGAGAAGAAAAGGCGAGGGGGAUCCAGGGGGGACACUGCCGAGGAUAUCGAAUGCCUCUGUCAAAUCAUGCGUACCUGCGGCCGUAUCCUUGACUCGGAUAAAGGCCGAGGACUCAUGGAUCAAUAUUUCAGACGUAUGAACUCCUUGGCAGAGAGCAGAGAUCUUCCUCUACGCAUCAAGUUUAUGCUGCGUGAUGUAAUUGAGCUUCGCCGUGAUGGCUGGGUACCACGCAAGGCUACCAGCACUGAAGGUCCAAUGCCCAUCAAUCAAAUCCGCAGUGAUAACGAUGAGUCUUCGAGGGGUAAUGGCUUCCAUAGACGUGAGGAUCGCCUCGGAGCUGAGUUUUUAAGAAAAAUGGGACGUGGCGGAUUAGAUAUGGACAUGAUGGGAAGUAUUCCAUUGACUUCCCCUUCGUUCGGCAUGCCAUCUCCAUUCAGCCCAAAUGGAUUCUCAGGAACAUCCGGGGUUGGUUAUGGCCGCCACAAUCAACGUAACCAACCAGGUUACUAUCAGAACCAGAAUCGUCACCAGAACAAUUACCAAGGGAAACACAAUCAACAGCAACAUAAUUCACCACAAAACUUUAAUAACAAUAGUAAUAAAGAACAAUUACGCUUCAAUAAAAAUAAGAUGUUGAUUGGACAUCCAGAAGAAGUAUCACUAAGACCAUCAGCCAAUUCUAUGAUGUUUAAGCAAACCAACAUCAAUCCCAACCUACCUCUCAACAGUGAUCUGUUCCCAGGACGAGCAUCAGAAUUACCUCUUCUACGUACUAGCACAUUGAAACCUAGCUCGCCAUUAUUGCACAAGGAAUUGCCGACAGCAAUUGUAAUAAAGCAAGGUCCUGUAGAUAAAAGGGAGAAAGCCCGUGACAGAAAGGAUAAAGGGACCUCCAGAGAGGAGAUACUGAAGAAGGUGAAUGCCUUGAUGGACGAUCUAAUCGCGAAUACGAACAUACAGGAAGCUAUAACAGCUUUUCAAGAUCUGAAGAUACCUGAACGAUUUUUACGUCAUGCAGUUUAUACGUUAUACUCGAAUACAUUAGACCGUGGAGAUUCUGAACGUGAACUUGCAGCUAAGCUUAUAAUCGAAUUGGAGAAAGCAGACGUGAUCACUAUACAACAGAUACAUGAGGGAUGGAAGGAGCUAGUAUCCAAUAUACCAGAAAAAGAGAGUACUGUGCCUUGUGUAGCUUCUUAUGUUGCCUUCUUAACAUCCAAGGCUAUCGUCGAUAAUUUAAUUCAAUUAACCGAUCUUGUCGCUGUGACAGAGAACGGCCAGUACCAUCCGUUGUUUUUACUUACACUUCAGCAAUUACAUAAAAGCCAAGGCAAAGCAAGACUCACACAAAUCUUUAACGAGAGCAAGGUGAAUCUUAUCAGCCAGCUACCCGAAGCAGACAAAACAAAGGAGAGACUAGCGGAGAUCUUAGAGGAUAGAGAAUUGACCUUUCUUUAUCCGCUUCUGAAGAUACAGGGAGAUAUAUGGCGUCAGUUAGAAUAUGACCCGAACCCUAAUACUCUUUACAAAUGGAUCAAAGAAAAGCUAGAACCUUCGCAUCAUUCUGAUUCAGAGUUCAUUAACGCUUUGAUGAACGUUCUUCUGAAAUAUAUUACACAGGAAACAAUACUGGCACCUGGCGUUGAUCCUUCAAAUGUAGCCAAAUCAGUAAUAGAUAAAGAAAAGGCAUUACUGGAGAAAUAUGCACGCUUGAUGCGCUUACUCUUCGUCGAUAUAGAGUCUCAAGUGACAGCUCUGCAUGCGCUCCAAGCAUUUUGGUUCUCGCACAAUUUUCCAAAAGGGAUGCUGCUGCGAUGGUUUGAUGGGCUUUACCGAUUAGAGGUUAUCGAGGAGGAUGCCUAUUUCAAGUGGAAGGAAUGUGUCACCGAUGCUUAUCCGGGCAAAGGCAAAGCAUUAUUUGAGGUCAAUGGUUGGUUAACAUGGUUAGAUAACGCAUCCACAGAAGACGAAAGUGAUGACCAUAACGAUGAUGACGACAGCAACAAAAACUACAGAAUGCAAAAACUGUGAGAAGGAUACGUUCUUUGGGCUACCUAUAAUUUGGAAUAGGGUUUUGCUAUCUAUAUUACUGAACCAGGCGGUUUCAGUUUACUAAUUGAGUUGUCUCCAUCCAUUGCCACAAACAUCUUGUUAGUCUGUGUCAAGCCCUCGUACAAAGAAGAAGAAGAAGGUCGAAGAAGAAAAAUAAGAAGAGAAAAAAAUAUGGACUUUACAAUCAUGUCCAACAAAAAAAAAAUGAAAAACAAAAAAGAGGAAAAAUGGAUAGUUCGCAACCCCCGAGUGGUUUGCAGCAGACUUUCUAAGCAAGAAGUUUUAGAAUGUUUUAGAUAAUUGAAUAUUGAUAUAUGAUUUAUAAUCAUAUUAGGCCAGCAGAUAUCAACAGUACGCCGCUGUAUGAACAUCGGUGCAGAAAGAAACAAGAAAAAAAAAUUAGUCUGGUGAUUUGUGUUGUCAAAGUUUUUGUCUAGUAUUGUGCAUGUGUCACGUUUUUUGUAAGUCUUUUUGUCCGCGGCACCAGUGAGUCGCUUGUUAUCUCUGUGUACCAGCUUUUACAUUUAUUA
This is a messenger RNA of Habropoda laboriosa, 3231 nucleotides long. It is a transcript of the gene NAT1, whose product is annotated as eukaryotic translation initiation factor 4 gamma 2. Gene Ontology annotation, cellular component: eukaryotic translation initiation factor 4F complex. The record is from RefSeq and is a predicted model, not a curated record. Bases 338 to 2680 code for a protein of 780 amino acids. The transcript has 7 exons. Gene Ontology annotation, molecular function: translation initiation factor activity; mRNA binding; protein binding. Lineage: Eukaryota; Metazoa; Arthropoda; Insecta; Hymenoptera; Apidae.